AUGACGUACGCCGCCGCAGCCGCAUUGCACCCGCAGGGUGCCACCGCGGGAGGCCAGCCCGCCGCGCCUGCGGGCCCGGCCGCCGCCGCGCGCGUGCCGCCGCCGCCGGCGGCGGCGGCGUGCAGGCGCGGCUGCACUUUCACUGUCCCUAAUCCGGGAAGGAAGCGCGGGCAGCAGCAGCGCGGCAAGGGCCGCAGUGCCAGCGGCCGCGCCAAUGCUGGACCCCGGCUCGUCGACAAGAACGCGCUGUCGGCGCGCGGCGGCGGGCCCUCGCGCCAGUCGCGCUCUCCCUCACCGGACUCGCCGCCCGCCAAGCGGGCGUCCUCCGCCGACUCCUCCGGCUAUGACACCGAUCUACCGGACGAGGUGCAGCAGGAGGCGGUCCGCAGGGUCUGCGGCGCGCUCGGCCUGAAGGAGCAGUACGACGCGGCGGUGGCGGCGGGAGAGCUGCUCGAGCUGCUCGAGAGCCUGCCGCGAGGGACAGUCGAGGCCUCCAUCCGGCUCAUGCGGGGAUACACCCGCACGGGCGAGUGGCCCGAGCCCAUCCUACCCAGCCCUGCCCCGGAGCGCGGCCGAUCGCCUAGAAGCCCCUCUGAUGAGUGGUCAGAUGAAUAG
Messenger RNA from Emiliania huxleyi CCMP1516, 615 nucleotides. RefSeq lists its product as hypothetical. The record is from RefSeq and is a predicted model, not a curated record. NCBI's taxonomy places the organism in Eukaryota, Haptophyta, Isochrysidales, Noelaerhabdaceae. The coding region runs from base 1 to 615 and encodes 204 amino acids. The transcript has a single exon.